Penicillium manginii is the source of this 2337-nucleotide messenger RNA. Its product is annotated as FAD-dependent oxidoreductase. Lineage: Eukaryota; Fungi; Ascomycota; Eurotiomycetes; Eurotiales; Aspergillaceae. The transcript has 7 exons. The coding region runs from base 1 to 2337 and encodes 778 amino acids. The record is from RefSeq and is a predicted model, not a curated record. Gene Ontology annotation, molecular function: FAD binding.
AUGUCUUUCUACUUCGACAACGGGAAAAACAAGAUUGACUUCACAAUUCUGGAAGCCAAUGAAGAGAUCGCCCCUCAGGUCGGUGCGUCUAUUGGGAUUCUUCCUAACGGUGCUCGAAUUCUCGACCAACUGGGACUUUUUGAUGAUGUUCUCGCUGCUGUUGAGCCUCUGCGACAUUCCUCGUUUUGGAGAGACUCUGGUAGCCAGAUUACAAGCUCCGACACGCCAAAAAUAAUAGCAGAAAGACAUGGAUAUCCGAUUAAUUUUCUCGAUCGCCAGACCCUCCUAGAGAUCCUCUCCUCCAACCUGGACAGUUUUCAGGAUAAAGUGCUCCUGGGAAAAAGAGUUACCCAUGUGGAGCACUUAGAGAAACACAUAUUAGCUCACUGUCAAGAUGGAUCUGCUUAUCAGGGCGAUUUGAUUGUGGGAGCCGAUGGUGUUCGAAGCAUCGUGAGGCAGCGGAUGUGGGACUACAUGAUAUCCAAAGGUCUUUUCAGGGAAGUGGAAGUCGACAGAACAGCAAUGACUUCGGAGUACGAUUGCGUUUUCGGUAUUUCAUCUGAAACAACUGGACUUGUUCCUGGCCACAUUCACCGAACAUUCGGAAAAGAAUACUCAUUUUUGACUAUCUCAAGCAAGAACGGUCGUGUCUAUUGGUUCCUCUUCACCAAAAUGGACCGCAAGUACUACAAUCAUGAAAUUCCUCGUUUCAAUACACGGGAUAUAGAUAACCACAUUGCACCCUUCUUGCAGAAGCCAUUGAGCGGGAAUGUGUCUUUCAAAGAAGUCUACGAAAAGGCUCUUGUAAAAACUCAUCUGGCAUUGGAAGAGGCCAAAUAUGAGCACUGGCACAAGGAUCGCUUUGUCUGCGUGGGUGAUUCGAUACACAAGAUGACGCCCAAUGCAGGUCAGGGGGGAAACAGCGCAAUUGAAAGUGCCGCUACACUUUCUAAUCAUCUGUCAACCCUACUUCAGCACACAUCUUGCCCGAAAACAGAGGAUAUCAAUAAUUGCCUUCAGUCCUGGCAGGAGUCUCGUCGCCCGCGCGCCACGGAGAUUUCCAAUUCUGCAAACGAUCUUACUAGACUUGAGGCGGGUGCAACUAUCAAAGACAGAAUUAUCGGAUUGCAUCUCUUGCCGUAUUUGCAGUCCUUUUUGCUUGACAAGUCAUCUGCACAAAUAGUUGGCGCUGCGAAACUCGACUGUGUUGCCUUGCCGGAAAGAUCUCUGCGUGCAAAGAUGCCAUACAGAAACAAUGCAGAGACUAUACGCCAGAUGCUUCGGAGCUGCGCGUGCCCUAAUGACCCCCCCCUGAUCACCAAGGUCAGACCAUUCAUGGCUCCUUUCUUUGUUGGCGGCUUUUGGACUUCAAGUACCGGAGAGACAGUUGACCUACGCGGACCUAUAUACCACAUUCCAUUCAUGGACCAGCUUUUCAAGCCGCUGAUAUUUUGUUUUCUUCCUUCUAUUACCGGAACAGAUCCUGUAUCGUGCAUUCAGAUGCGAUCUUUCAUAACAGACUUAGGUCCAGUCUUUGGUAUAUGGAUGCUGGAGAGCUACCGCAACCGUCAUUGCUUCUCCGCAUCGCUGCUUCCUAUCCUUGCAGGCAUUGCCUUUCAACUCAAAGGAAUCGGCAUCUGGGCUCCCAUGUAUUAUACUCUGGAGUACCUCCAAGCGCCACUGGGGAAUUUUCUAUCCGGGGACCAUGAGAUCGCAGCUCGACAUACUAUUUCCCUCAUUCUUGCACUCCUCGGUGGGCUCUAUUUACCAACAUAUUUGAGCUUCACGUCUGCGACCGUUGAGUCCCGCCGGUUUUGGAAUGCGGUUUGGCAGCCAUUCCCUGUUAUUGUGCCGGCGAUCGCUAAAGUCAUCCGUCUGCUGAGCUACUCAGCUACCACGGCCAAUAACCCAGCGGAUCCGACCCAAUCAAAGACGAAGGCUACCAGGAGAAAUUUGCUCUGGGUCCGUAUUGCGUACAUUGGCUUUGCUGCUAUUUCCGGCUUCACCUGGAUCCACUCCAUAUGGUCUGCGCCAGCUGAUAGCUCGGUGUCUUCCAUCUUCUGGCCUGGCUUGAAUGGGCAUUUGUGUCCCGUUACUUCUUUCAUGGAUGGGAUCGCACGAUUCCUGCAAUAUGACCAAAUCUUUGCAAUGGGCAGUGGCUUUAUUUGGCUUGGAUUGAGACUUCAUGAGCUCAAAGCCGCUGGGGCUGGAUUCUCUUGGUUUAAGAUUGCUGGUUCAUUCAUCGGAGCUACGCUGGCUAUUGGACCAGGAGCGGCAUUUUCUCUUGGAUGGGGCUGGAAAGAGGAGCUUGCUAACAAAAUGGCCGCUAUUCGCUAG